AUGAAGAUGUACCCAUCACCCCAGGGGAUUGAAGCCUUCUCAUUUGAUGAGGAGAGAUUUUUAGUGGUGGCCAACAUAAUCGGCAGAAUAUUGCUGAACAAUCUCCAGCUGGAGAUGCUCCUCUCAGUGGAAGACUUUAAUGUGGAUGAAGUAGGGAGCAGUGGGUCUGUGGACUUGAACCUGGCGAUCCCAGAGACCCCUAACCCUGUCAAAGUGGUAGACAACACAACACCCCUGACCACUAAUCCAGUCCACCUUGAGGUUUUGGAUGAAACACUUGUCCUUCAGUCAGGCUUUGCCCUGGCAACCUGCACCUCGUCGCCAAGCUUUGCCACAAAUGCCACACAGGGCUUUGGCACGAAAGUCAUCCUGAAACAAAUGGUCCUGCUAUUCUUGGAGAGGCUCCCUCCUUCGUCAGAGGACCUUGAGUCAGAGUUCCUGACUAUCACCGAUCGUAUCUGCACGCUGUUUCAAAGCAUCACUGCCAGAUUCCGCAACAUCGUUAAUGAGGAGCUGGAGAAGUGUACCGACUCUGACAGUAUGCAGUACUGGGCUUACACCUUCUACUGGGAGUAUAUGAAGAGGUACCCAUCAUCCCAGUGCCUGGGGAUUGAAGCCUUCACAUGUGAUGAGGAGAGAUGUUUAGUGGUGGCCAAAUUGUUUGCAAUGAAGAUGUGCCCCAAGAUGCUCCCCUCAGCAGCAGACUUCGACAAGGCUGAAGAUUCAGGCAGCAAUGGAUCUGUGGACUUGAACCUGGCGAUCCCGGAGACCCCUAACCCUGUCAAAGUGGUAGACAUCACAACACCCCUGACCACUAAUCCAGUCAACCUUGAGGUUUUGGAUGAAACACUUGUCCUUCAGUCAGGCUUUGCCCCGGCACCCUGCAUUCCACCUCCAGGUUUUUCCCCAGGACCCUGCAUUCCACCUCCAGGCUUUUCCCCAGCCCCCUGCAUUCCACCCUCAGGCUUUGCCCUGACAUCCUGCAUUCCACCCUCAGACUUUGCCCUGACAUCCUGCACCGCAUCGCCAAGCUUCGCCGCUAAUGCCAUGCAGGGCUUUGGCACGAAAAUCAUCCUGAAACAAAUGGUCCUGCUAUUCUUGGAGAGGCUCCCUCCUACAUCAGACAACCUUGAGUCAGAGUUCCUCACUAUCAUGAAGAGGUGCCCAUCAUCCCAGUGCCUGGAGAUUGAAGCCUUCACAUGUGAUGAGGAGAGAUGUUUAGUGGUGGCCACCUUGUUUGCAAAGAAAUUGUACCCCAAGAUGUUCCUCUCAGCAGCAGACGUCGACGAGGCUGAAGAUUCAGGGAGCAAUGGAUCUGUGGACAUGAACCUGGCAAUCGCCAACAAAUUUGUCCCUAACCCUGUCAAGGUGUUGGAGUUGCUUCAACCCCUGUCACUUCCAGACAUCAAAAAGCCCUUGACCACUAUCCAUGACAAAGUGCUGGACAACACAACAACACCCCUGGUUGAUGACCCAGCUAAGGUGGACAACAUCACAACACCCCUGGUUGAUGCCCCAGUUAAGGUGGACAACAUCACAACACCCCUGGUUGAUGCCCCAGCUAAGGUGGACAACAUCACAACACCCCUGGUUGAUGUCCCAGUUAAGAUAGACAACAUCACAACACCCCUGGUUGAUGCCCCAGCUAAGGUGGACAACAUCACAACACCCCUGGUUGAUGACCCAGUUAAGAUAGACAACAUCACAACACCCCUGGUUGAUGCCCCAGCUAAGGUGGACAACAUCACAACACCCCUGGUUGAUGUCCCAGUUAAGAUAAACAACAUCACAACACCCCUGGUUGAUGCCCCAGCUAAGGUGGACAACAUCACAACACCCCUGGUUGAUGCCCCAGUUAAGGUGGACAACAUCACAACAACCCUGGUUGAUGCCCCAGUUAAGGUGGACAACAUCACAACACCCCUGGCCACUAUUCCAGUCCACCUUAAGGUUACGAAUGAACCAGUUGACCUCCAGUCAGAAGAUGUUGUGGUCAUUAAACCAAAGAAAAGCAGAGUCAUGAGAUUCUUCCGUCGACUUUUCUGCUGCAUAUACGAAGAUGAUUUGAUGGUGUGAACCUGACCAGCUUUUCAGAGGAUGACUUCAGCUCACACACAAACACACGGGCGCGCACACACACAUAUACGCAUGCCCACACACACACACGCACACACACACCAGAUGUUGUUUAACAUGAGUUUCGCAUGUUAAAUAUUUCUCUAUAAUUUUUCCUCAUUAAAUAUUUUAUUAUGUCUUCA
Messenger RNA from Oncorhynchus gorbuscha (pink salmon), 2258 nucleotides. RefSeq lists its product as uncharacterized. The record is from RefSeq and is a predicted model, not a curated record. The transcript has 7 exons. Lineage: Eukaryota; Metazoa; Chordata; Actinopteri; Salmoniformes; Salmonidae. The coding region runs from base 1 to 2076 and encodes 691 amino acids.